CGUUUGGUAGAGCUGCGGACAAACGACAGGGUGUGACAGGUCUAGCGCGAGGUCCGGCCCUUCUUUUGAGAUGCUCCUCCGGUCCGCUAAGACGCUUGUGAACCUACUCCAGAUCAUUGCCGCCGUCCCGCGUCGGCUCAAGCACGCUGUGAAAUGCGAGCAAUAUAACUCGCCCAAAGCUGCCUCUCAAUAGACUUUUGUUUGGAACCGCUUUCCUUGGUAGAGCGAAUAGAUACGACAAGUCCGACCUAAGUUGUUCCACACUGUCAGUAUAGUCUCGGAAAUUUCCCAAGAUGCUGGAAUGCGCGAUCCCAGAGCAUCUCCACAAGGAAAGAACAUGCCCGGUUAGCACACCGCCCAACUAUGUUCCGCCUUUCCCUGCGUAUUGCGCCAGGUUUCCCACCAAGAUGGACGAGCUCGUCAUGGCAGUUAUAGGAGCACAGUAUGCCUCUGUCGCUGGAAACGAUGGCACGGCCAUCUCUAAGCUGCAAGAUUUUGUCAAUAAAGCGCCAGAGUCAAAGCGACCGUCAUUUUGGGAAGUGGCUUCCGUUGUCGACAAGAGAGGCGCGUACAGCAUUGCUGUCAUUGCAUACUGGCGCAGCGCAGACGUGCACAAGAAGUGGCAGCAAGAAUCUGGUUUCGAUACAUGGUGGCAGAGUCCAGACAGGGAACAAGAUGGACAUGGCUGGUUCCAAGAAGUCCUGCGUCCAACGAUCGAUCGUUUUGAGACGGUAUUUUCGAACCCCGAGAAUCCAGAAGGGGCCGCCAACAUGCAGGAGAGGAUCUCGGGCGAGAUGGAAGAACAUGCAUAUUGGGGUAGCAUGCGCGACCGGCUGGCAGCUGCUCAAGACAAUAGACUUGAUGGCACCAAAUUGAGCUCUGCCAACAGCAGCGCCAAUGGCUCGCCUGUUAGCGACAACGUUCCAAAGCGCGUUCGUGUACCCGGCAAGCCCAACCUGUGUGUAAUUCGGUCGGGUCAGGAUUGGUCCAACACGCUACCUGAAGAACGCAACCUCUAUCUCAAUACCAUGCAUCCCGUGCUCAUGGAGGGUAUGAGGUUUCUGCGCGAUGAAGGUCGCGAAAUUGGGUGCUAUGCGAUGAAUUUGUGGGACGUCGUAGACUCUAGGUCGUUCUCAGCAAACCGUGAGAGGACGUUCGGUCUCGGUUACUUUGAUGACCUGGCAUCUCUCGAGUACUGGAGUAAGAGCCACCAAACUCAUAUCAAUAUUUUCGGAGGCUUUCUGAUGUAUGCGAAGAAGCUCAACAACGUGUUAUCGCUCCGACUGUUCCACGAGGUUUACGUGCUAGAGCCGAACCAGCAAUUCUUCGAGUACAUUGGAUGCCAUUCCGAGACGAGUAUGAUGAAUGCACAUUGAGUGUAGAUCCGAUAGAUGAAUUUGCAACAAAUGUAUGCCUUGAAGAUUGACAUCUGUAGUUAGACUGGACUGAG
This is a messenger RNA of Alternaria alternata, 1450 nucleotides long. RefSeq names its product aldoxime dehydratase. The coding region runs from base 294 to 1376 and encodes 360 amino acids. The record is from RefSeq and is a predicted model, not a curated record. NCBI's taxonomy places the organism in Eukaryota, Fungi, Ascomycota, Dothideomycetes, Pleosporales, Pleosporaceae. The transcript has a single exon.